Cuscuta europaea is the source of this 1855-nucleotide messenger RNA. The record is from the annotation of a GenBank genome assembly. NCBI's taxonomy places the organism in Eukaryota, Viridiplantae, Streptophyta, Magnoliopsida, Solanales, Convolvulaceae.
AUGUAACCGUCCAUUUAAGCGCUGCAUUUCGGCAUCCAUUUAGCGUACGCAUUUCAUUUCAUUCACAAAUAAAAUCACUCUUCUUCUUCGCAUGAGUCUGAACUCUCUUUUUCCACCCAAACCUCACUGAAUCUGUUCAUUUAUUCUUACAAUAUAGCCACGCAUUGGUUUGUACGUGAUCACUCGGCGCUUCUCCAAGAUUCUGUCAACGGAAAUAAUCGCCGCAUAACCCCAAAUCAAACCGAUUGAAUAAUCUCCCAACGACCGUAGAAAAGGCAAAACAGUUCAUCGUGAUUUGGGUUUUCGUUUCCCGGGAUUUUUUCCCAACCGUGAUUUCUGUUUUCGUAGUCACUGGUCAGGAGCAUUUUCUUGGGAAUGAAGAUGGGUGGUAGGACUAUUGGGGUCGAGGAGGAAGCGGUAGUGGAAGGGGAGCAGGAUAGAAGAGAAGAAAUUGAUGAGAUCGUAGCGGGACAGAAGUACGCUGUGGUGUUGGGCGGCGGAGGGUUUCCGCAGGCGCAGCCGGGGAAGGUGACGGUGGUGGGAUAUGCUCUUACUUCCAAGAAAGUUAAGAGCUUUUUGCAGCCCAAGCUUCAGAGUUUAGCAAGAAACAAGGGAAUACUGUUUGUUGCUAUUGAUCAAAGUAGAUCCCUUUCAGAUCAAGGCCCUUUCGAUAUUGUGCUCCACAAGCUAACAGGAAGCAAGUGGCAGAGUAUACUUGAGGAAUAUAGUAUGACACAUCCAAAUGUAACGGUUCUAGACCCCCCAGAUGCAAUACAGAAUAUCUAUGAUCGCCAGUACAUGCUUCAAGAGGUUGUAGACUUGAAAUUCUCAGAUGGAUAUGGUAAAGUUGAUGUUCCUAGGCAGUUGGUCAUUGAGUAUGAUUCUUCCUCCAUUCCAGAUGCAGUCACUAGAGCUGGUCUUAGACUACCGCUUGUUGCAAAGCCGUUAGUUGCCAAGUCACAUGAUUUAUCACUAGCCUACGAUAAGGUCUCGCUUCAGAAACUUGAACCCCCACUGGUUUUGCAAGAGUUUAUCAACCAUGGUGGUGUCAUGUUCAAGGUUUAUAUUGUUGGAGAAGCAAUCAAGGUGGUCAGGAGAUUCUCAUUGCCUGAUGUAGGCAGACGGGAGCUCUUAAAAAACGAUGGCGUUUUUCAUUUUCCUAGGGUUUCUUGUGCAGCUGCUUCUGCAGAGGAGGCAGAUUUAGACCCACGUGUUGCUGAACUUCCUCCAAGACCAUUGCUUGAGAGACUUGCAAAGGAGCUACGCAGACGAUUGGGCCUCCGGCUCUUCAACCUGGAUAUGAUUAGAGAAAAUGGAACAAAGGACCGGUAUUAUGUCAUAGAUAUCAAUUAUUUUCCAGGGUAUGGGAAAAUCCCAGAAUAUGAACACAUCUUCACAGAUUUUCUCCUCGACCUAGUGAAGAACAAGUAGCAAGGAGAUUCCCCGUCUGGAUACACGGACAGGGUUUGCAGCUCUAGUUUGCGAAACACGGGAGAACACCAUGCCGUACCGCCUUUUUAUUACAAAUGGAUCAUGCGCAUUGCAGCAAGUUAUCUGCUCUGUGAUAUGAUGGACCAAAAAGAUGCAAAACCAACUUAACCCACUGCACAAGGCUAAAUGAUAUGUGAAGUCUAACAGGUUAUCUGUCAUUUGUUCUUUUGAUAGAUAGUUAUGUUAAGCCUGAGAGUACAGGUAGUCUCAGGCAACCAGAAAAUUCCAUAGUCGCAUAGAUGAUGACAACAAUAUUAUUUAUUUCAUGUUACCUAUAUUUCAAUUAUUUGUGAAUUACUUCUCUUCUCGUGAAGAUCACAUAUCUAUCCUCUUUCAUGAAAGGAAAACGAUCCUUGAAUCCCAC